AUGUAUCUCAUCCGGCUAGCCGUCUUCCUCUUGUUUCAAUUCUCAGUAUCAGCGGUCGCCCAAGACAUGGAAACGUCAGAGACAGUAUGGGCGGUGUUUGCAUUCAAUGUUCAUGGGGAUAGCAUCCCCGAUAUUCUCCCUCAACCGAGAACAUUGUCCCCAAUAGGGGCACAAAAUUUGUAUGACGUUGGGUCUGCAUUUCGUAACCGCUAUGUUAUGGGUGCUGCCUCAAAUGUUGACGAAACGGCUUCACCGGAUUUCUUGGUUAAAGAUCUCGCCCAGCAUCGAUUAAAUGCGGACGAAGUGAAAAUAUAUUCCGGUUGGGAUCAACAUGUCCAGGCCUCGGCGCUAGCCUUUAUGCAAGGAUUUUACCCACCCAUCACAGGACAAAAUGACUCCUUUUUGUAUGUUGAUGAUACAUACCUGUUGGCUAAUGGGUCCAUUGCUACAUCUCCUCUGAACGACUAUCAGUAUCCUCGUAUUUAUGCAGCUGGGGCGGCUGAUCCAAACUCCAUAUAUGUAUCCGGCCAAGGAGAUUGCGAGAUGCAUCGGAUAUCGGAGUUGCAGUACCAAUACAGUCCUGAAGGACAAAGUGUUGAGGACGACACCGCUGAGUUUUACUCUAGUCUAUAUGAUCAAGCUUUUGAAGGAGUGGUGGACGCGGCAUGGGUAAGUUAUGCAAAUGCGAUGGAGAUAUCCGAGUACCUGGAGUAUGGGUAUGUGCACAAUGCUAGCCUGCAAGGAUCAGUGACAGCGUCCGAUUUGCAAAGGGCGAGGGUUCUGGCAGAUCAGUAUGCCUUCGCAACGAACGGAAACGUGUCAGCCUCGGGUCUAUACGAGGGCGACAUGAUUCGUGCUAUUGCCGGACGCACUCUGGCUCGUCUCAUUCUGGAAUCUUUCGAAGAAAACAUGGAGACACAGGGGGCUUCGUCCAAGAUGACAUUGUUAUUCGGGGGCCCAGAGCCCAUUGUAGCGUUUUCUGCCCUAGCGCAGUUAGCAUCUUCAAUGAACAGCAACUUUUAUGGCCGCCCAGUUCCCGGGGCUUCGCUGAUUUUGGAAAUGUUCAGCAUGAAUUCCUCAUUGGACCCGACAUAUCCAGAUAUAUCCGACUUGUAUGUUCGAUUCAUUUUCCGCAACAGCACAUCCACAAACGAAGAAUUCACCCAGUACCCGCUUUUUGGCAUGAGCCCAAGUUUAAUCGAUACCCCCUUCUUGGAGUUUUCCGCAGCCCUCGGUGGGGUCCUGCUUCCGUCUACCGAGGAAUGGUGCAAUACAUGCAACAGUUCAUCCAUCUUUUGUGUCGGUUCCAGUCCUUCGGAAAUAAAACCUGCUAAGCCCAGCUUGAGCUUGGCCGGUGCUGGAGCUAUUGGCGCUGCUGUCACUCUUGGUGUGAUGUGCCUGGUUGGUAUAAUUGGAUGGCUCUGUGGCAUUGGUAUAUAUCGGAAGCACAAGCAGUUGAAAGAUGACGGCUUUAAAGGUGGGACGAAGCUGGAGGGUGAUCGAGAUGUUGCUUUUACCAGCCCAAGAAAUGGCCUCUUUGCAGGGGCAGUGAUGGGCUCAGGAAGACAGGCGGCGAAGUCCCACGAGCGCACAGGGAGCUGGGAAAUGAAGAACAAGAGACGGUCGGCUGAAAUAAGCCAGGAACGGCUAGACGGCGAGGACGAAAUUGAGGAGGCGACUGCUAAUGCAGAGCCAGUGAAGGUACACGAAGCUGUGUGA
Messenger RNA from Talaromyces rugulosus, 1719 nucleotides. RefSeq lists its product as uncharacterized. Bases 1 to 1719 code for a protein of 572 amino acids. Gene Ontology annotation, biological process: dephosphorylation. The record is from RefSeq and is a predicted model, not a curated record. The transcript has a single exon. Gene Ontology annotation, molecular function: phosphatase activity. NCBI's taxonomy places the organism in Eukaryota, Fungi, Ascomycota, Eurotiomycetes, Eurotiales, Trichocomaceae.